Zootoca vivipara (common lizard) is the source of this 8849-nucleotide messenger RNA. The record is from RefSeq and is a predicted model, not a curated record. NCBI's taxonomy places the organism in Eukaryota, Metazoa, Chordata, Lepidosauria, Squamata, Lacertidae.
GAGGUGAGGCUGAAGGACCAAGGGGGGCAGGGCGGGGCCUGGGCAGUAAAGGACCUGCGAAAGCACUGCUGAGUGAAUGCUGGAAAGAGCAUUUGGACAGGCUCACGGGCCUUCUAGUAGCAACUUUACAUCGCUUCUCUCCUCCUGGGGAGGAGGAGUGGAUCUCUGACCACAGUGGCAUUCUCCGGUUCUGCUUCCAUUCCCAAAAUGCAUCCCCCCUUCCCACUGGGGGGCAGACAGGAAGCGCCAAACUGGACUGGGGAAACACCUGCUUAGGCAAGAUGGUGGUCAGUGGAUGAUGGGUGCAAGUUGGUGGAGUUGCAGGAGGCCAGUUAUGCACCCAAAAGCUUUUCCACCAUCCUUGUCCCCCGUUGGGGUAUCUCUGAAAUGCACUCUGGCAUCCAAGCAAUCACCUGGCCCUUGUGCUCACUCCCCCCCCCCCCCAACAGACUGGCAGUGAGCUAUGAGCUCUCUGUGGUAGCUGUCCUUGGUAGGAGAGCCUGUUCCCUGGGAUGCUGACCUGGAGGGUGUUUGCAUCCUGACCCUGUUAUUUGGGGAAGCCAGAAGGGGCUGUGUUGGGUCUUGAGAAUGGGGCCCCAGUGCCUUGUGUACCUCUUAGCUCUUACCGAAGAUCAGCAGGGGCGGGGAUGGAAUUAUGAAACAUAAAACAGGCAACUCUAUACAGGUUUUAAGAUUGAGUUGGGCCAGGUGUGCAGAAUGCAUAUAGCCCUUUUGGUUUAGGGAUCCUGACUCAGUGGGCAAUGGGCCAUUCUCUGCACACAGAAGGUCCCUGGCUCAGUGCCCAGCACCUCCCAGUUAGAAGUCUCAGGAAGUAGGGAAGAAAACUUUUUUUGCAAGAGACCCUGGAGAGCUAUCUCUGCCAAUGAGAGCAGACUGCCCUGCGCUGGACGGACACACAUAGCCUGGCUUGGUGUUAAGGCAGCCUUGUGUGUGCUUCUCUUCUGCCUGGCGCUUUGUUCCCUUAGUUUGCUGGUACAGACUGUUUCCCGCUUUGUCCCCAGUUGGCUGCUGAAAGCGAAGGGCCUUGUCUCCAUGCAUGCAGCCAGCAGCGGCCUCUCUGGGCUGCUCUCCUGCUGUUGUUCCAGCCCCUUGUGUGGGCCUUUGGGACUUGGUGUCAUCUUGCAGAGCUUUGCUCUUCUGAGCUCCUUUUACCAGGUCAGCACUGAUUGCAGCUUCCCGGCAUCUGAAUGGCUGCUCUGCCAGGGCAUCCUCAUUGCCACGCUGCAAGAGGCAGAGCUGACAGCGCCCUCUUGAGUCAGAGACAUUGCUUGUCAGGGGAGCUGCUCUGCCCAGCAGUUGGUGGGGCAGAGGAAAGGCAGGGGCUUGUAACCAGCAGAGUCUCAUUCGUGCAACAGAACUUCUCAUCCUCCCUCUCCUUGUCCCCUCCCCACCCAGGUCUACUACAGAGGGUGGGGAGGACACCCAAGAAAAGAUUUUUUGGCAGGGGGCACACACAGGGAGAUGAGAAGGAAGGAAAGUUCCGUUGUGUAAGUGGAAGUCCUGUGAACAGAGCAGCUUCAUUGAAUAGCAGGUGGUCUUUCUGUUAGCUUAUGCUUACAGCAUUGUGAUCCCUGGCCCGGAGUAGAUUCCAGGUGAAACAUUAAAAGGCUUCAUUGUGGCGUCCUGUUUCUCCUGGUGCUCCUGGCGUAGACUAUGAGCUUCAGCGGAAGUCCCACAUCUGCAUGGCGCCACAGUAGCCUUUUCCAAACACCUGGAAGAUGCUGCUGAGCAUUCUCGUGGCUCCAAGUCACCAAGCCCAGCUCUCUGCAGAGUGUGGGGAUCCUGUGGCCUGGCCCCUUUCCCCAGCCAGCUGCCUUGCCAGUAAAGGCAGUCCACAACUCUGCCUUGUCUAUGCCCACUUGGAAGCCCCCCACUCUGCCCCAACCCUUUUCCGUGAAGGAGACAGGACCAGGGGAAGCUGCUCUUCUCCAAGUCAGGCCAUUGAGCCAUCUAGCUCAGUACCGUCCACACUGACUGGCAGUGGCCCUCCAGGAUUUCUCCAUACCGUAGCUUCUCUCAGUCGUGCCAGGAAAUGCUAGGGAUUGAACAUGGGACAUUCUGCAUACCAAGCAGUUGCUCCAGCACUGAGCUGCAGCCCUUCCAGUCCUCCCAAAGUUCGGUCUUUGGGGCAGCUGCUCUUCAAGCAGAAGUUGAUAGAUGAGGAGGCAGUUUCAAUGAAGUCUUCCUGCCAGCUUGCCACAAAUACACCCCAGCCCCUUGUGCCAGUUGCAGCUGUCUCUCCCCAAGGAAGAGGGGCUGAGCUGGCCUAUAGCUGACCAUGGUUCUUAACAGUGAAAACUCACGGGGGGUGACCAGGAUCCUGGCUUGGCUCUGCUUCCUCUGGGAGAAUGAGAAACAGCUUCUCUAGCCACCUUGCCCAACCCCUCUGGGCUGAUCACAAGGGCAAGCUAUGAGCCAGUGCAGAUCUCCUACUGCAGCAAAUGUGCAUUCUUCUUCUAGAGGAUAGAUCCUGAAUGUCAUUUCUUCCCAAUGUAGGCACUUUUUGCAUUGUUUGGACUUAUUGACCACAUUGUCAUAUUUCACCUUUGGGGCAAGUGCUCACAAGCUUCUGCUGCCGUUCUCAUUCAGUCCAGUCGCUGUGAUUGUGGGCUCUGAUAGGUGACGAUAGGAAUGGAGAGGUUGGUCCUGAAGCUGAGCUUCUUUUGGGAAGACGACAUGGACGCUUUGCAAACCAAGUGACAAAUAAGAAAGAGCUUAGUGUCUUUAUUCAUAGCUGCCAAAAAAGCCUCUUAAAGUUUUGUGAAGAAUUUAUAUUCAUGGUAGCAAAAUUAAGGAUUCUGAGUUCUCUUUCCAUUUUAUGCAAAAUGCCAGUUUGAGAAAGUAUGAGAGAGAGAACCAAAGGAAAUCCCUGAAACCAAAAGAGGGUCUUCCUCUCCUGUAUAGUGUUGUUACAGUGCCACUGAAAAAGUUCACAAGUCCAGACUUCUGCCCAAUUCUUUGGGCUUCUGGUCAUUUUUGCUGCUUUUUGCCCCCUUUAAUCCCAUAGUUGAUCUGGAAAGCAUCAGUCCCUUUCACACAUCCCAAAGUCCGUAUGGGGAACCUCCAGCCCACUGUCAGGUGCCAGGCAGAAAGGUGGUUAAGUCUGCAAGGAAAUGCUCAAGACUCUGAGCCUCCUGAGGACAGAACCUCCAGCCUGCUUGACGUAGUAACAUGAGGUUCAGAGAGGUUCAGAGAGCAGUAGUAACAUGAGGUUCAGGAGGCUGCGUUCCUCUCUCUGGCCUGCCCUGGAGAUGCUUCCAGAAAAGCAACCGAGAGGAAUGUACUGAAAACACUAGAGGUUUGCCUUAUAGCCCGUUAUGACAUGAGCAGCAUCAAGUAACACAGGCCUUCUGCCUGUGGUGAAGUGUCUGAGUGACAGCUGCCAUUUAGUUUGGUCCUUAAUCAUUCUCAGCAUGAGAUCAUCUACUCCAAGCAUCCCCAAACUGCGGCCCUCCAGGUGUUUUGGCCUACAACUCCCAUGAUCCCUAGCUAACAGGACCAGUGGUCGGGGAAGAUGGGAAUUGUAGUCCAAAACAUCCGGAGGGCCAAAGUUUGGGGAGGCCUGAUCUACUCUGUGAUGCUCAGGUUGGUACAGUUGCUGAAAUCAGGGCUAGGCUUUCUUGGCACCCAAUGCAGUAUUUCAUACAUAUUCCACAGUCCUCCAGAGGCACCUGUGCUGCGUCCGUCUUCUCCUGUGUCCUAGAGACCCUGAUGGUCAACUUGCCCAUGACAUGGGACCUUCCUCACAAGCAGACAGGACUCCUCCAUAGGUCCAGGUUCAAGUCAUGUAGCGUCUUCCUAAAGCCAUCCAUUCUUAACGUUGGAUUUUGUGUCCCUGUGCUGCAUGUGCGUGUGCCCUCUUUGUUUUUCUGCCUGUGAUGGUGAGUGCAGUUGUGCCCAAGUCCUGGCGAAUGAGAUACUGUCCUCUGCGAGAUCCCUGAAGCGAGGAGCUAAGCGAGUUGUGGAACGGAGGAGGAGGGAGCUCCCUGGGCUCUGCUGGGCGCGGAGACUAAGCCCAGCCCCUUUGCUUUCCCAGGGAGAAGGGGGGGAGCACCAAGAAGCCUUUUAAUUAGCUGGGGAGACAGCUGAGCCGAAGGCGUUGCUAAGUGACAAGGAGCCCCUCGCCUGUCCCCGAGAGGCGCAUCCCUUUCUCUUCCCUCCUCUUCUCACUUUGCCGAAGAAAAGGCACCCGCUCAGUCUCUAGUUCUGCAGUCGCAGCAACGGCGCGUCUGGAUCAGAGACCUGCCUAUUAGGAACUCGGGGGAGGGAGGGGAUGAUCCAGGAGUGGUGAUGUAAUGAGCAGCUGGGGCGGUGGUUGGAGGCCAGUGGCGAAAGGAUGUGCGGCCCACGGUGCUGGCUGCUGGGGUGCUCCUGGGCUCCCAAGCCCCUGUAACCGCCCCGAGGUCUGAGAGGAGCCGCCGGGGCUGGACUGCCGGGUCGGAGGACAGCGGAGGAAAGACGAGAGAGCUGCAGCCAUUUGCAAGAUCUCCUGGACAGGCUGUGCUGCAUUGUUGUGAUUGAAUGGUCUAAUAUUCUGCCUGCCUCUUUCUCUCUCCCUCUGUCUCUGCCUUCCUCUUCUCUGUCUCUGCUUCUUAUCUCCUGCAACCAUGAAGCAGGCCGCAACUGCACGGAAGACCACCACCAGGAGGCCCAAGCCCACCCGGACGGCCAGCUCAGCAGCGUCCAGCGGCACAGCAGGGCUCUCGGGCUCAGCUUCUGCCUCGGCCGGCGAGAUGAGCAGCAGUGAGCCAAGCACCCCUGCGCAGACGCCUCUGGCUGCUCCCGUGGUGCCCACUCCGUCACUGACGUCUCCCGUGGCUCCGCCAUCCAUCCUCUCACCCACCAAGGAGGAGGAGAAUUUGCGUAGCCAGGUGCGAGACCUGGAGGAGAAGCUGGAGACCCUCAAGAUGAAGCGGAACGAGGACAAGGCCAAGCUGAAGGAGCUGGAGAAGUACAAGAUCCAGCUGGAGCAAGUCCAGGAGUGGAAGAGCAAAAUGCAGGAGCAGCAGGCUGAGCUCCAGAAGCGCCUGAAGGAGGCGAAAAAGGAAGCCAAAGAGGCCUUGGAGGCCAAAGAGCGCUACAUGGAGGAGAUGGCCGACACGGCGGACGCCAUCGAGAUGGCCACUCUGGACAAGGAGAUGGCCGAGGAGAGGGCAGAGUCUCUGCAGCAGGAGGUGGACUCCAUGAAGGAGAAGGUGGAGUACCUCACCAUGGACCUGGAGAUCCUGAAGCACGAGAUCGAGGAGAAGGGAUCUGACGGUGCUGCCUCCAGUUACCACGUCAAGCAGCUGGAGGAGCAGAAUGGCCGGCUGAAGGAGGCACUGGUGCGGAUGCGGGACCUGUCUGCCUCCGAGAAGCAGGAGCACGUCAAGCUCCAGAAGCACAUGGAGAAGAAGAACACGGAGCUGGAGACCCUGCGGCAGCAGAAGGAGAAGCUUCAGGAGGAGCUGAAGCAGGCGGAGAGGACCAUUGACGAGCUGAAGGAGCAGGUGGAUGCUGCUCUGGGGGCUGAGGAGAUGGUGGAGACACUGACCGAGAGGAACCUGGAUCUGGAGGAGAAGGUCCGGGAGCUUCGUGAGACUGUUUCGGACCUGGAAGCCAUAAACGAGAUGAACGAUGAGCUGCAGGAGAACGCCAGGGAGACAGAGCUGGAACUGCGAGAGCAGCUGGACAUGGCGACUGCCCGGGUGCGAGAGGCGGAGAAGCGCGUGGAGGCGGCUCAGGAGACGGUGGCCGACUACCAGCAGACCAUCACGAAGUAUCGGGAGCUGACCGCGCACCUGCAGGAUGUUAACCGGGAAUUGAUGAACCAGCAAGAGGCCUCUGUGGAGAGGCAACAGCAGCCUCCACCUGAAAUGUUUGACUUCAAGAUUAAAUUUGCGGAGACCAAAGCUCACGCCAAGGCCAUUGAGAUGGAGCUGCGCCAGAUGGAGGUGCAGCAGGCCAACCGGCACGUCUCUCUCCUCACCUCCUUCAUGCCAGACAGCUUCCUGCGCCAUGGCGGGGACCACGACUGCGUCCUGGUGCUCCUGCUCAUCCCACGGCUCAUCUGCAAGGCUGAGCUGAUCAGCAAGCAGGCCCAGGAGAAAUUUGAGCUGAACGAGAACUGUGCCGAGCGCGCUGGCCUCCGGGGGGCGCCAGGGGAGCAGCUGAGCUUUGCUGCCGGGCUGGUGUAUUCCCUCAGCCUCCUGCAAGCCACUCUGCACAAAUAUGAGCAGGCCUUAACCAAGUGCAGCGUGGAGAUCUACAAGAAAGUGGGGACCCUGUAUCCCGAAAUGAGUGUGCAUGAGAGGUCCCUGGACUUCCUGAUUGAGCUGCUGCACAAGGAUCAGCUGGAUGAGACCGUCAACGUCGAGCCCUUGACCAAAGCCAUCAAGUACUAUCAGCACCUGUACAGCAUCCACCUGGCUGACCAGGCGGAGGACUGCACUAUGCAGCUGGCUGACCACAUCAAGUUCACCCAGAGUGCCUUGGACUGCAUGAGCGUGGAGGUGGGCAGGCUGCGGUCCUUCCUGCAGACCGGGCAGGAGGUGUCCGACUUGGCCAUCCUCCUGAAGGACCUGGAGACCUCCUGUAGCGACAUCCGGCAGUUCUGCAAGAAGAUCCGGCGCCGCAUGCCUGGCACCGACGCCCCUGGCAUCCCUGCAGCGCUCGGCUUUGGGCAACAGGUGGCAGACACGCUGAUGGAUUGCCGCAAGCACCUGACGUGGGUGGUGGCUGUGCUGCAGGAGGUGGCGGCUGCAGGGGCUCAGAUGAUUGCCCCUCUGACGGAGAACGAGGGUCUCCAGGCUGUGAAGCUGGAAGACCUGGCCUUCAAGGCCAGCGAGCAGAUCUACGGCACGCAAGGCAUCAACCCCCACGAGUGCCUGCGACAGUCUUGCAACAUCCUCAUUGCCACCAUGAACAAGAUGGCCACGGCCAUGCAGGAGGGCGAGUACGAUGCAGACAAGCCGCAGGCCAAGUCUCCUCCUCCAGUGGAUCUGCGGGCAGCCGCCUUGCGGGCGGAGAUCACGGAUGCUGAAGGUCUGGGGCUGAAGCUGGAGGACCGAGAGACGGUCAUCAAGGAGCUGAAGAAGUCCCUCAAAAUCAAGGGCGAGGAGCUGAGCGAGGCGAAUGUGCGCCUGAGCCUCCUGGAGAAGAAACUGGACAGCUCCUCCAAGGAUGCAGAUGACCGGGUGGAGAAGAUCCAGACCAAGCUGGACGAGACCCAGGCUCUGCUGAAGAAGAAGGAGAAGGAGUUUGAGGAGACGAUGGAUGCCCUCCAAGCGGACAUUGACCAGCUGGAGUCCGAGAAGCAGGAGCUGAAGCAGCGGCUCAGCAACCAGUCCAAGCGCACCAUUGAGGGCCUGCGCGGAGUCGGUCCUUCGGGAGUCACUUCCGUCAUCUCUGGCAUCACCGGAGAGGAACAGCAGAGAGGUGUGGGUGCUGGCCAGGUGAUGAUGGCAGGCUCAGGCCCUGUGCAGGUGAAGGACUCCCCUCUCCUCCUCCAGCAGAUCGAUGCUAUGCAGCUGUCCAUCAAGCACCUCAAGAACGAGAACAACCGCCUCAAGGGAGCCCAGAUGAGGCGGGAGCUGGCCUUGCUGACCCCGCUGCGGGUGCCCAAGCUCUCUCUCGCCAAGGAUAGGCAAGGGGAGGAGGUGGUCUCCAGCUCCCUGUACCGCAAGACCAGCCAGCUGCUGGAGACCCUUCACCAGAUGAGCGCCAACACCAAGGUGGUGGACAUCACGCGGCAGAGGACAGCAACCAGCCCAGCAGCCCAGCUCCUGGAGCAAACGGCCCGCCUGAAAUCACUGAGCGAAACCAUCGACAAACUGAAGGACGAAGUCAUGAAGGAGACAGUCCUCCAGCAGCCCGGAGCCAACGUCCUGACCGACUUUGGCAUCUUCCCAUCAGCCCCCUUCCUCAAGGCCAAAGAGGAGCAGAAGGACGACACCGUCUACAUUGGCAAAGUGACCUUCCCUUGCCAGCCGGGCCACGGCCAGGUCCACAAACUGGUCCUCACACCCGAGCAGCUGCACAAACUCCACACCCGCCUCAUCUCCUAAGAGGGUCUUUCCCCCACCCUGCCCCCUUCUGCAGCUGCCUCUCCUCCUACAAGAUACACACGAAAUAUGCAGACUCUUGUUUGUGCAAGGCCCUCCUGGCACUGCUGACUCUCUGAACGGCCUGUGUUUGUUCUGUGUGCCUCCCUCCUCAAACUGGGCAGGCAGCUCUGCCCGCAAUGACCACUGUCCUCCUUCCCAGCUCUCACCCACUCCACUGGCACCUGCCCAUUCACGGUUCAGGCCAGGCUUUCCUCCCAUUUCAGAUACAGUCCGUUCUGCCCCAAGAGCUUCUCUGUGUGCUGUGGUUUUUCCCUCCCAAGCAGCUCCCCCCCCCCUGCCAGCAAGGGAGAAGGGGAGGCACCUUGCUUGCCACCUGCCAGGUGGGGAAGAUGGAGGGAAUGCUGUCGCCAGAUCCAUGCCCUUUACCUGUUUCAUCAUCACCUUCAGCUUCCUUCCUGCUGUCUCUGGCUUGGAGGCAGCCCCAGACGGCCCAAGCAUGGCAGGGGGUGUCUCUUCCCCUGGCCUUUCUGGGGCACUUGGUUAAGGGUGGCGGAGGUCUCUCUCUGCGCACUUCAUCUUGCAGCUCCACCCCUCUGGCCACAGCCCCUAAGUGCUCUUCUCUUCCUCUGCUGACCUCCAAGGUGGGGGCUUCUGUGGUGUUGGGAUACUGGGGGUGAGGAGCCAUUUGGAGCCUGGAGAUCCACAAGCACUUUGAGGCAGAAACCUUCUUGCACGUUGACUCCUUGGAGCUCUUGAGAUAAAUAAACUGAACUCUUAAACCAA